Molecule: messenger RNA, 2430 nt
Organism: Diabrotica virgifera virgifera (western corn rootworm)
Lineage: Eukaryota; Metazoa; Arthropoda; Insecta; Coleoptera; Chrysomelidae
Product: zinc finger protein 239
Exons: 4
Coding region: 209-1495 (428 amino acids)
Biological process (GO): regulation of DNA-templated transcription
Molecular function (GO): DNA-binding transcription factor activity, RNA polymerase II-specific; RNA polymerase II cis-regulatory region sequence-specific DNA binding
Source: RefSeq, a predicted model, not a curated record
GUUCAGUGUUGACAGUUCAUUGGUACAGUGUUGACAGUACUCUGUCUACUGUCUACUACAUUAAUUUCUACUUUCAGUACUUUCUACAUAAUAUAAAAAAAAUAUCAACAUCACUAAACAUCAACAAUAAUAAUUAAUAUAAUCAACAUCUCAAAUCUCAAGCAUCCUAGCAUUAAAUUCAUUUCAUGUUGAUUUGAAUUUAUUAGCUAUGGAAUUUCAUAUUAAGAUCAAGAAAGAAGAGUCUGUUGAAUAUGACCAAAAAAAUAUACAGAGUCAGCUUCAGCUAUCCACAUCAACAGAUCUUGGACAAUUGAAGAAUGAACCAGAUAAUAACUCAGCUGUGGCAGUUAAAACAGACAUUAAGGAGGAGGAGUUCCUUGAAGGUGACUUGAGAUCUAUAGAGAGUCAGCUAACUACAUCCGUAGAUCUUGAAGACUUAAAGAAUGAAUCAGGUGAAUAUAAUUCAGCUGUGGCAGUUAAAACUGACAUUAAGGAGGAGUUCCUUGAAGGUGACUCGAGAUCUAUAGAGAGUCAGCUAGCUACAUGCGUAGAUCUUGAAGACUUAAAGAAUGAAUCAGAUGGAUAUAAUUCAGGUUUUACUCAGGAAGAGAACAAAACGAAAAUUAUGGAGACUUUUUUUGAACAUUCAUCUCAUAAAGGAGACCGUAUGAGUUAUGCUGAGGAGAAAACCGUAAAUAAAAAUAUAGAAGUUCAGACUACACAGAGACCUUACAACUGUAAAAUUUGUUUUAAAAAGUUUUCUCAGAGAGGUCAUUUAAAUGUUCAUUUGAGAGUGCACACUGGCGAAAAACCUCACAAGUGUGAAAUUUGUUUUAAGCGGUUUAGUGAAGCAAGUGCUUUGAAAAAGCAUUUGAGAGUACACACUGGAGAAAAACCUCACAAGUGUGAAAUUUGUUUUAAGCAGUUUAGUGAAGCAUGUGCUUUGAAAAAUCAUUUGAGAGUGCACACUGGAGAAAAACCUCACAAGUGUGAAAUUUGUCUUAAGCAGUUUGCUAUAACAAAUAAUUUGAAAGUACAUUUGAGAGUGCACACUGGAGAAAAACCUCAUAAGUGUGAAAUUUGUUUUAAGCGGUUUAGUGAAGCAAGUGCUUUGAAAAAGCAUUUGAGAGUACACACUGGAGAAAAACCUCACAAGUGUGAAAUUUGUUUUAAGCAGUUUAGUGAAGCAUAUGCUUUGAAAAAUCAUUUGAGAGUUCACACUGGAGAAAAACCUCACAAGUGUGAAAUUUGUUUUAAGCAGUUUAGUGUAGCAGGUACUUUGAAAACACAUUUGAGAGUGCACACUAUAGAAAAACCUCACAAGUGUGAAAUUUGUCUUAAGCAGUUUGCUAUAACAAAUAAUUUGAAAGUACAUUUGAGAGUGCACACUGGAGAAAAACCUCAUAAGUGUGAAAUUUGUCUCGAGCAGUUUUCUCAAAAAGUCCAAUUAAAAAGACAUAUGAUACAACACGCUGGAGGAAAACCCUACAAUUAAACAGUUUUCUUGAGCAAAGUAACGUUACGCCGGUUUUCCCUAUCCUAGCGGUGAACUGACCGGUCUUUUCUAAAACGACUGAAGAAGCGGAUGUCUACGUGAGAUAACGAAAGGGUCCCCGCUAUGUUUCAUUCUAGCACAUCCAAGGGAAAACCAGCUAACGGGGUAUAAAAUAUACCUUACCAUUUUACUCCAGUGCAGAAUUUGUUACCUACAGAUCUUCACCGACGAAUGGAAUUUGCUCAAUUUGUUAUGGAUAGGACAAAUUCAAAUAACAAUUUCGUUAGCAAUAUUCUUUUUACUGAUGAAGCCACUUUCACACGUAAGGGCGUUUAUAACUGGAGAGAUUAUCACAUUUGGGAUAACGAAAAUCCACAUAUGUUAUUAGAGAAGCACACUUUCAUUCAGAAUAAAUUUUUAGAGAUAAUUUAAUAGACCCCUUUGAAUUACCUGCAAAUUUCAACGGCAAUUUAUAUUUGGAAUUUCAAAGUACCCUUUUUGAUGAACUGGAAGAGACACCAUCAAACCAAAGGAGACAUAAGUGGUUUAUGCAAGAUGGCGACCCACCACAUUUUCUCUUAGUGGUGCGAAAUUAUUUGAACAAUCAGAUAGGAUUUCCUCCUAGAUGGAUAUAGGACGAGGAAGUAAGUUUCCUUAGCCUGCUCGGAGUUCUGAUUUUAACCCCUUGAGAUUUUUAUUUUUGUGGACAUAUUAUGAAGACACUUGUGUUGUGCUCAAGAAAUUAAUACCCGUCAAGAAUUAUGGCAACAAAUAGAAAAUGCCUCAAUUUUAUUGGAAAUCAACCGAACAUAUUUUUAAAAGUUAGGAGAAAUUUUUCUGAUAGAAUUCAAAAAUGUAUUGAAGUGAAUGGAGGCCGCUUUGAAAUUGUAUUAAAUUGAUUUAUUGUUACAGUAUAAAUAAAUAUUUUUUUAAUA